AUGUCAUUCGGCGGGUUCAGUGAUAUCCAACGUGAUCGAGACAGAGCCCACUCCUCCCGGCAUCGAGAACGACGCUCUGGCGAGCAUGACGAAGAAGGGCGAGACAGCUAUGGCGGCGAAGACUCUUUCGGUGACAGAGAUAGGGGGAACGAGGGCUACGGUAGAAACAACAACGAGGGCCAUGAGUCUCGACGAGGAGGUGAUAGUGGUAUAGGCGGAACAUACCGUGAACGUGAGAGUGGGGGCGGCGGCGGAAGACCAUACGGCGGCGGCGAUGAUGGCUAUGGAAACAACAACCGCAGGGAAGAAUUCGGAGAUCGUAACGAGGAUCGGCAACACAACCGUGAGGAAUACGGGGGUAAUAACGAUUCAUCAUACGGGAAUAAUAACCGCCGUAGAGAUGAUUCUGAGAACAACUUCAAGCGUGACGAUUCAUAUGGAAACAACAAUCGCGGGGGCUAUGGCAACAAUAACAACAGCAACGAAAGUUACUCAAGCCAAAGCCAAUCCAACUACCCUCAAAAUAACAACAAUCAAAGCCAAACUGGACAAGCAAACCCAAUAAACUGGGGAACCGUAGCGGAAGCCGGCAUCUUGCACUUCGCUAAGGCCUACGAGAAAUCUGCUUCCACCAACCAAGAGUCCGGAUCCAGCAAUAGUAACGAGCGACCGGCUGAACAGAGUGAAUUUGCGAAACGACUCGCAAAUAAGCAGGAGGCGGAAAGUGGAUCAACCUUGGUUAAGCAGGCCUUCGGCGGCGUGAAAGCUACUAUCGAAAAAUUGACAGGCGAAAAGAAAUAA
Morchella sextelata is the source of this 801-nucleotide messenger RNA. RefSeq lists its product as uncharacterized. The record is from RefSeq and is a predicted model, not a curated record. The transcript is spliced from 4 exons. Lineage: Eukaryota; Fungi; Ascomycota; Pezizomycetes; Pezizales; Morchellaceae. Bases 1 to 801 code for a protein of 266 amino acids.